Molecule: messenger RNA, 1125 nt
Organism: Corylus avellana
Lineage: Eukaryota; Viridiplantae; Streptophyta; Magnoliopsida; Fagales; Betulaceae
Source: RefSeq, a predicted model, not a curated record
UACACAACCCCUUUGUGCUGCCUUGGGGCCUUUGAGUGCUUGUUGUGGGAUCAUAGGAAGUCAUGGAAAGAAGCUGCAGAUCAGGCUACAACAUGAUGAGAGUUUGCUUUUUACUACUUCUCUAUAUAACUAUUGCAGCCUGCAUUUUCUUCACUCAUUGUGAAGCAAGAAGAUCAGUGCAACAAUCCAGACUUCCAAGACAUCCCAGAAGUACUCCAAUCAUCAAAACCACAAAGAAGUUGAAAGUUAGAAGAAAGUUGGGCAUUCUUGACCCCUUGCUGAAUUCUUUAAGCACCCAAACCUACAGUUUGAGUUCACCAUUUUCUUUGCCACCAUUUGAGUCCCUAGGUCCAAUGCCCAUGCCUGAAAAUGCUCCUCCUUCUCCAUAUUGCCUUUAUCCACCCAAUACCCCACAACCUCCUUCUACAGCCAUUCCAGGCCCUGUAGGAUACACACCCUCACCACCAUUCUAUCUCCCACCAGCUCUUCCAAUCUCACCUCCAAGCCCAACCACCACCAUUCCAGGCCCACCUACAACUCUUCCUGGCCCACCAGAAGUUGUACCUAGUCCCUUUGUAUACAUUCCAACCCCACCCGGGUACACGUUCAGCCCACCUUACUAUGAGCCCAGCCCGCCAAGCUACGUCCCAAGCCCACCUUCGUAUGUUCCAUCUCCUAGUACUGGGUUUGUUCCAAGCCCACCUUCGUAUGUUCCGUCUCCUACUAUUUUUGUUCCGAGCCCACCGGUGUUUGAACCACCGGUGGUGUUUCCGCCACCGACCGUGCCGCCACCUCCGAACAAGGCCCCAAACACAGCCCUUUGGUGUGUGGCUAAGCCAUCAGUGCCUGACCCAAUCAUUCAGGAAGCAAUGGACUAUGCUUGUUGGUCUGGAGCUGAUUGCGCUUCAAUUCAGCCCGAUGGGUCCUGCUUUCACCCCAACACUUUGUUUGCACACGCUUCAUUCGCUUUCAAUAGCUACUGGCAGAGGACCAGAGUGGCUGGUGGCACGUGCGAGUUCGGUGGGACAGCCAUGCUCGUCACAGUUGAUCCAAGCUAUGAUGGAUGCCACUUUGACUACUACUAAUACUUUUCAAGAUAGAAGAGAUGGCAGGAAGACAGAUCUG